UCAUCCCAAGCAGCAUAUCCUCAAACACGCAGCUCUCGGGACGUGAGCUGCGGACACGUCGAAGGCUUUAUGACAUCCUGGGUCACACAAAAAGAGUCGUCAGGGGUGGUUUGAGAACGAUGGGACGCAGCAACAGCUCGUGACUGAUUGUAUUCCUGUGGAGAGGGCUUGGCCAGAGCGAAACACCUCUGGAGCACUAGAUGACACACAGCUCGAGCAGCUUUAAAAACCUGGUGAAGAAAAAUCUAAAUUGUGUCCUGAAGCUGAGGUGCUUUUCUUGAGAAUUCUUGGCGGACAUGGGUAAUGGAAUAAACAAGGUCCUGCCUGAUCUUUAUCUAGGAAAUAUCAAAGAUGCGAGAGACGGAGAGCUGUUGGCUAAGCACAACAUCACCCACAUCUUGUCCAUCCAUGACACAGCUGCACCCAUCCUGGAGGACAUGACGUACCUGUGUAUAUCUGCUGCUGACCACUCUAAGCAGAACCUGACUCAGUACUUCAGAGACAGCAUCAUGUUUAUCCACGAGUCCCGACUGAAAGGAGAGGGCUGCCUCGUCCACUGUGUUGCAGGAGUGUCCCGCAGUGUGACUCUGGUGGUGGCUUACAUCAUGACAGUGACCGGUCGUGGCUGGGUGGAGUCCCUGGCGGCGGUGAGGGCGGCUCGGCCGUGUGUGGGGCCGAACCUGGGCUUCCUCAGGCAGCUGGAAGAGUUUGAAAACACAGAACUGACAGAAUAUAGGGCCUGGUGGAAGGAUCGAUAUGGGAAGAAGAACUCGUUUAAUGACGAUGAGGAGGUGAAAACCCUUUUAACUCAGAAGUCUAACAGCAGCAGCAAGACCAUAACGACCAGCAUCCCUCCUGCACUGGGCACCAGUGGCACCUGAGAGAACGUCUUCCCGUCAGUCUCGUUUUUUCCUUGAACUCAAGCAGCCGAGGACUGUGAGCUUCUGCCUGGACCAUUAAACCCUCCGAGACCAGACCAGCUGCCUUCAUCGUCAAUCCUGCAGAUAAAAAAGCCACAGCAGGGGUCUGCUUUCGUUUUAUCGAUACAAUAUGUUGAAUCUCAUGUUUGCAGAAGUAGUCAUGUGACGAGAGGGGGUUUUUAUGUCAUUAUCUCAGUCCCCCUCAUCAUGUCAUGUCCUUGCUUCUAACUGUCAAAACAACAUGCAAGGGCAGUCAAGCACAACACCAACGAAAUAUGUACAUACAGUCCACAGUGUGAACACACAUUUAGCUGUGUGCACUCCCCGUCAGUUAUGUUAUGCUGUGUCCUCUACUUGAAAUAUGAGUAUUACUUUCUGUAGACACCGUGGAAGCUGAAGAAACGCUGUAUCUUCCAGUAACACAGGGCCAGAAGCAGUAUUUAUACAUUUAUAACUGUUUUAUUCCUUUAUUGAACAUAUUAUUGUUGAAUUAUAUUAUUUUUGUUUUAAUGUCAUCAGCUUGUGGAGUUCAUGAUUCACACUGACAUUUAUUUUACACAUGUGAAUUAGCAUUUUAUUUAAUUAAAUACCCAUUAAAGUGAGACUUAAUUUGUCAGGUGAAUGUUUCUUUAUCUAUCUAGAGCAGGAAAAAGACUGGAAAGUAAAAAAUACAUAAUGCUGCUACACUAAAUGUGUAAAUGUACAUAGACUUUCUUUUCAAUUACUGGAUAUUUAAGACAUUUCAGACUUUUAUAAAAUAUUCAAACAAAUCAAAAGAGGGGAAAAAACUUUGGUUGAGUUGGUCACAACUGGUCAGUGGAAGAAGUUUAGUUCCUUUACUUACAUAAAAGUAACAAUACAAAAAGUAUCUCUUAACUUUUUUGAAGAUGUUUAUUCAUAUUAACUUUUUUGUGAUUGUUGUUGAUGUUAGUGCAUUAAAGCUGCUACAUGAAUAAAGUUAUUAGUAAAAGUACCUUAAAAUUGUUCUUAAGCACAAAACCCUACUAUUUCAUGUAGUUUUUGGUUUUUAAUAACUUGUACUUAUAGGUAGAUCCCACCACAGCAGCUGGUGACAGAUAUCAGAAGUAAUCUAUUUUAAGGGGUCACAAUCCAAAGAGGAGUGGAAGAAUCAUAGUAACUAAGUACAUUUACUCAAGUACUUUCCUUACAGUAAGUACAAUUGUGAGGUAUCUGUACUUUACUCAGUAUUUCUAUUUUAUGCCACUUUAUUUUCACUGCUAUUUAUCUGACAGGAACACUUUACAGGUGGAGAUUUUAAGAAGAAAAAACAUGUUUCAGUUUAUGAAAUAUGACAUAAUGAUGUUGUUAAAGCACAACAGAAUAUGAGCUCCACCUCAGCAAACAAUUAAAGAACAGCUUUAAUGCAUCAGUCCAAAAAUAUUUACAUUACACUGAGAGAAAUGUUGUGCUUUGUAUUCCACUGCAACUAAAUGUACUAAUUACUUUACAGAUUAAGAUUUUAUACUAAAAUUCUUCAUAAUAAUGUGAUGCUCCGAUUUACAGGUUAAUGCACUUUAUUCCAACACUGACAGCAGCCAGUACUGCAGAUACAAUACUUUGAGUACAAUCUGUACCUUAAUUCAAGGUGUUGAAUGCAGGACAGGAUACGGAUCUUCCAUCGCUGCCACAAAGGUCGUAAAUGACUGAUUUAGAGCGUUAAAGUGAGUUUUGUAUAUUGAACUUUUAAUAAACUCAUAUUUGUAAGGC
Molecule: messenger RNA, 2648 nt
Organism: Morone saxatilis (striped sea-bass)
Lineage: Eukaryota; Metazoa; Chordata; Actinopteri; Moronidae
Product: dual specificity protein phosphatase 22-B-like
Exons: 7
Coding region: 297-881 (194 amino acids)
Biological process (GO): protein dephosphorylation; regulation of cell population proliferation; transforming growth factor beta receptor signaling pathway
Cellular component (GO): cytosol
Molecular function (GO): protein tyrosine/serine/threonine phosphatase activity
Source: RefSeq, a predicted model, not a curated record